AUGUCAUUAUUUUCACAAUGGAACUUAUUAAAGGCGGAGGUAAACCUGCGAGUGCUACUACUAGGGACAGAUAAAUCCAAAAAGGAGGGGAAUAAUUCCUUGAGUAUAGCAGGAAAUAUAUUUAUGAUCCUUGAGGACAUUCGGGAAGCUUCUGUUCGUCUAAACGGUAACUGUUUAUUUUUUCAUCGACCUUCUUCCUUUUCUACUACCAGUAGUAGUAGUAGUAGUAGUACUAAUAUGUUUUUACCUAAAGUUAUUUCUGGAAAAGGCGAUAUCGUCAGAAUAUUAAGUUUAACAGGAGAUGCGGUAUUGUAUCAACUUUUGUUCACAUGGAGUUCAGAUGAAAAAACAAUAAAAUUAUUAUCUGGGUGUAGAGUAAGAGGUAAAAAUGUAAGUGAUGAUAAACUCCCAAGUGAGGAACAGUUACAGAAUUUAAUUAUUGAGUAUUUAUGGACAUCCUGUAACGGUAAUGAUAAUAAUUCUGAUGAAUUAUCUGCAAUUAUGAGAUAUCCCCAAGGUUUUUUAUUUAUUUCUGGUGAUAGCGCAAUAUCUGAAUUAGCUUCUGCUUCAAUACCUGCAGGUAUCUUGCAACAAAUUCCAGGAGUUUUGUUGUGGUUUGAGCAGAAGGAUUCUUUUUUAUCGUGUAAAUCGCCUUCUUUAGAAGGAACAUCAUUAUUAUUAUUAUCUAAGUGGUGGAGAAUCUUACAACGUAGUCUUUUCCUUCCCUGCGCAGAAGUUGCGGUGGAUCACCUCUUACUUUGUCAGCAACAGAAAUCAGAGAAUGAGAUUAAUAAAGAUAUACCGGAUUACUGUUUAUACGCUAUUAAGAAUGUUGAUGGAAUGUGGGAUUUUGGUUGGGAGAGGAAUAAAUCACCUUCAUUUUCAUUACCAUUAAAAACAAGAGCAGCAGUAGAAGGAAUAAUAACAUCAUCAUCAUAUAUGAAGAGUCCUUUAGAACCCAACGAUAAAAGUAAAGAUUCCGUUUGGCUACCACCUUUGUUAUCUGCAGAGACUGAGGUUUUUUCCUUUUCACAGGAACAUCAACGUUUGACAGAGUUACGUUCUUCUGAAGGUAUCCUGGAUCUACUUAGCGAGGAAUUAGAAUCAGAUGUCUCUGAAAAUCAUAGAAAGAAUGACAGAAUAGAAGUUCCUACACAGUUACAAUGGGAAUCUAUUCAGGAAUCUGGCGCACAUUUUCUUCUUUCUGUAUUUAUAGAUACUAAUACUACUCCUGAUAUUGGUGUUGGUGUUAGUUCUUCCUUUUCCUCUUCCUCUUCCUCUUCAUCUGCAGAGAAGGAGGUACCGUCUCUAUGGUAUAUUCAGUUAGUUAUGCAAUAUACUGAAAUGAAUGGAAUCGUUACUUGUGCGUUAGGAGGUGUACCACUUCUCCGCCUUACUCCUUGCAUUUAUGCCGCCUCGCAUUUCACACUUGUUAAUACUGAUAACGACAAUAGUAUAAAGAAUGAUGAUAAAACUACGGAAAUAUUUACAGGGAAGAAGUUGUAUUCAGUGGAGUAUCCAUCUGUUUUUAUUGAUUGUAUUGCUUCUAGUAAAACAGAAUGGAAACUUAUUAUUACUUCUCAGUUAGAAACAGGACCAACUCCUUCUGUACGUAUUUCUUCUACUGUGUUAGAUAAUAAAGAACAAGUGAAUAUUAAUGAAGUAUUUCCACCAAAUACAGCAGAUAUAUCGUUAUUAAACCCAGUAAAAAAUCGGACUCAUGUAAAAUUUUUAUUAAAGAAUGAGUUUCAAGAGAAGGAAAAACAAAAAGAUCAACAUCAAAAAAUACAUUCAAAAUAUAAAGAGAGAGAAGAGUCAUUUUAUCGAAUUUGUGUUUUCCCUCCUCAAGUUGAUAGUACAGAGUGUUAUCUUAUGGUAAACCUUCACACUCACACGCUUGUUGCCGUUCCUUCUUCAAUAGACUGCACUUCUAUACUGCUGAGACCAGUCUACGCUUCUCUCACACCACUAUGGCGUACUCGUCUGGAAAGAGAAUUUAGACGAUAUCCAUACCGUCGUAAACACAAACGUGAUUUUAAUAAUUAUGGACCACAAUGUUUAUUACUUUCACCCACAAGUCAGAUGAUGAGUAGUGGUUCUUUUAUAGGGAGCCCAUUCUCGCCAUUAAGUGAUAUUGGGGUUUUCGCAUUUCCCGGCUCUAUACAGAGAGGACAGAAAAAUAAAGAAGAAGAAGAAGAAAUAAAAGAACACGCUCUGGUAUUAUCAAGAGAAUUAGGAUCAUCUAAUAGAUACUAUCCAUUGUUUUCUUCAGCUGUUAAUUUCCUUCGACAGUCACCACUGCAUAUUGUCCUUGUUGGUAGUUCGGCAGUAGGAAAAACAACAAUUGUGCGAUGGCUCUGGGCGCAGUCUAGAAUCAGAGAUUUAAACCAAAGCCACCAGAAUAAUAAUAAUAAUAAUAAUAAUAAUAAUAAUAACAACGAGAAAAAGGAUAGUGAUCGUAUAGAAAUUUUGCGUGAACUCGAUAACUGGUUUCAAUGCUGUAGCUUUACUGGUGAUAUGACUAACACUGGUGAAACUGAUAAUAAUGAAGAUAUUUUAAGUGCCGUUUUACAAUCACCACUUGGUUCACACUCAUCAAAUAGUGGUGCAACUACUGGAAUGAAUACACAUUUACAGCAAUCUGUAGAAUUAAAAUUAAACGGUCAAACACACGUUUUUGUAGGUGAAGAUGCGAAGUUUCUUCUUCAAUCAUCAACAGGUGUUACUGAUGUAUUUUUGUGUAUGAUGGAUUAUGGUUUACCUGUGAAUGUGCGGCUUGUAGACAUUCCGGGAUGUUCAUCACGAGAGCUCCUACGAACACAUUGUAUGGAAGCAGAUGUGGUGAUAUGUGCUUUUGAUGUACGUGAUCAUUUUAGUUUAUUAUGGUUAGAGGAACGAUUAGAUGUUAUUCUUGCCGGUUCAUUAAGAGAAACAACAAGAAGAAUAAUAAGAAGAAGAACAUCAAGAAUUUCAGAUUCUACACAAAUGUCUGAUGUUUCUUCUUUUUCUUGUUCUUCAAAGUUGCAACAACAAGAAUUUAUUUUACUUCGAGUAAAUGAUGGUUCACCACAACAGGUGGUAUACUCAAGAGAAAUACAACAGUUUUUACGAAAAGCAGAUAUUAUGCUUGGAACUGUGAAUAUUAAUUGGUUCUCAUGGACUGUACCGGGAACGGAACGAAUAGAAUCUUUAAAUAAUUGCAGUUCGUUGUAUAUUAAUUUUUUGGAUUUACUACAGAAAUUACAUGCUUGUCGUUUAACCUCUAUUGCCAUGGGAUGGGAUGAGAAUAUUGUUUUUCAAAUAAAGAAAUUUGCAGAUGUUGUUGAAAAGGAAAAGAAAGAGAGAAAUGAGAGUUCUCAUUUAGAGACUAUUUUAGUAGAUGCGUUAAGGCGUGAAUUUCCCAUCCUUCCUCUGUUACUAUGCGAACAUAUAGUGAAGGAGUUUCAACAACAUCUCACUGAGAAAUUGAUGGGAUUUGUUUUACCUAUAUGGUGGCAGUUAUUACGAUGGAUGAUGAUCGCUUUAUAUAUUUCUGAUCCAUUAGCACAUUGUUUAUGGAUGGUUUUGAAAAUCUCUGUGGAAGAUAAAGAUACGGUGGAGAGUAAAGAUCCUCUCAGUAAGACCAGUGAUAAUAAUAAUAAUAAUAAUAAUAAUAAUAAUAAUAAUAAUAAUAAUAAUAAUAAUAAUAAUAAUAAUAAUAAUAAUAAUAGUGAUUAUGGUCUUCUUCUGCGUGCUUUAUCCACAUGGCGAGAUCACCCUAUUGCAUUGCCUGAAUUACAACUCUUACUUAAGGAAUUUUACUGUUUUAAGAGGGAGUUUGAGUUAUCCUCUUUGCAGUGUUUUCCAUCUCUUGUUCUUGUUUUCUCUGAGAUCUCGCAACUCACAUGUGUAAAUAUAUCUACUACCACAGUAGAGAAAUGGUUAAAACGCAGUGUGAAUUCAUUAGAAAAGAUCAUGGAUGCGAAGAAGGAAUUUCAAACUCUACUCGAAUUUAUACUUUUUUCGACUUCAAAUGAUACUUCUAUAUAUUUAAUGAAAGAAGAAAGAAAUAUCAGCGUAUAUGAGCCACUCUUUCGGUUAUUACCAUUAUUACGUUUAUUACAGGAUGUGUCUACUUUAUUAGACUUUCUGCAGUGUAAUGUACAUUUCACAUCUACACAAGUUGAGAGAGAAGAAAGGCACAAAUAUCCAAUAUCUCUGUGGUAUUUUAAUACUUCUCCCUCACUCGUAGAGAGUGUUCCGCUUCAGAACAUCAAGUACCAACAAAAAACAAAUAAUAAUAAUAAUAAUAAUAAUAAUAAUAAUAAUAAUAAUAAUAAUGAUAGUGAUGCUAUCCAUUCAGAAAAACAAGAAGAGCUCAUACAAAGUCCAACAAGUCUUCCACAUUUACUGAAGUUUGCAUCCGACGCAGCAACUACAGAGACUGGUAGUCUAAACUACAUGCAGGAUAUCAUUUCCCGAAGUGAAACUUGUGAAAGAGAACAUCAUACGGAAAAGAUACCAAUUGGACAAUUCGUCCGUUCACUUCGCACAACUUGGCCAGAAGCGGAUAUUCCCUAUUCAUUAGACUGGCGAAGUAUGUGGUCUGCACAGGAUGAGACUCAAUUCAUUCAUCGUGUACAUCAUACCAUUACACACUAUGAAGAAGAAGAACAGUACUUGCGGCAGCAGUUGUACGGUGUGGAGGCACUGCAGCGAUUUGCACCUCCCACACGCAUGUAUGUAGUGAUGCAGUCAAAUUAUAGUGAAGUUGAUGCGGGACUGGAGGAAAUAUAUAAAGAGGUAUCCGAAGAUAUGGAGCCACUGUGA
This is a messenger RNA of Trypanosoma theileri, 4809 nucleotides long. RefSeq lists its product as uncharacterized. NCBI's taxonomy places the organism in Eukaryota, Euglenozoa, Kinetoplastea, Trypanosomatida, Trypanosomatidae. The transcript has a single exon. The record is from RefSeq and is a predicted model, not a curated record. Bases 1 to 4809 code for a protein of 1602 amino acids.